UCAGGAGGCGGCCAUUUCUAACGAACGGGAGCUAGGGGCGGAAGAUGGCGGAGGCUCUGCAGAAUUUUCUGGAGGACGAGAAUACAGUGUCUUUCGCCUUCCGACAACUUCGGGACGUAAUUGGGUCUCAGGAGCAAGUGAUCCACCGGCUGAAAAGCACGAUGGCCAUCCAGGAAGAGAAAUUUGUGAGUAAAGAAGAGUACGAAGCUGUGGUAAAGAAGCUGGAGGAGGAAAAGGCAGCCCAUGCCCAGACCAAGGGCUUAUUGGCCAAAGAGACAGAAAAAUUACAGUUUGCUCUUGGACAGGUGGAGGUGCUGUCCAAGCAACUGGAGAGAGAGAAGCAAGCUUUUGAAAAGGCGUUAUCCAGUGUCAAAAACAAAGUUCUGACAGAGUCCACCAAGAAGGACAAGCUUAUCACCAAGUGCAAUGAAAUUGAAAAUCACAUUAUAAAGCAAGAAGAUAUUCUUAAUGGGAAAGAAAAUGAAAUUAAGGAACUACAGAACGUCAUCAGCCACCAGAAACAGAUCUUCAGGCAUCAGAUAUCGGACUUCCGGAUUCAGAAGCAGCAAGAGAAUUACAUGGCCCAAGUGCUGGACAGGAAGCAAAAGAAGGCAGGCGGGCUGCUCUCCACCCGGGGCUUCAAGGGACUUGGAGACAAAUAAAUCUGCUUCCACUUACGUCUUUUCUCGGUCCUGACCUAAGAGCUCUCUCCUAGGCCUAUUACAAUAGUCCCUCAACCUUUCCCCUUUUACUGGAUUUAUCCACUUAAGUUGGGCUCAAUCCGACCCUGCCAGGAUGGUCAAGGAACCUCACUUUAGCCUCCUUUCCUCUCCCUGGUUCCCCUUGGGAAGGAGAUCUUAAGCAGACGGCAGGCCCUUCCUGACCAGGCCUGGGAAGCAUGCGUGGGAUAGAGGGUGGGGCUAAUAGGACAUGACCUGAUUCUGGCAUUCGCCCCUGCACCUGCCACACUGGACCCAGCACUCAGAGCUCAAACAGAAA
This is a messenger RNA of Vombatus ursinus (common wombat), 999 nucleotides long. RefSeq names its product spermatogenesis associated 24 (gene SPATA24). The record is from RefSeq and is a predicted model, not a curated record. Gene Ontology annotation, cellular component: nucleus; cytoplasm. Gene Ontology annotation, molecular function: DNA binding. The transcript has 6 exons. NCBI's taxonomy places the organism in Eukaryota, Metazoa, Chordata, Mammalia, Diprotodontia, Vombatidae. The coding region runs from base 45 to 662 and encodes 205 amino acids.